AUGGAUUAUGAAUAUCAAGAAGCAGCGAAUAGGCAGAGAGCCUUGCAGGGCGUCGCCGUCCUGGAGAGGACGUCGCAGUCUCUGGCGAGAUCAGAGCAGACCGCAAUCGAGACUGAGAGGAUCGGCACUGAGGUUCUCUCUGAACUUGAGAGCCAAAGAGAGUCCCUGCUGAGGACCAGGCAGCGACUAGAGGACGCAGACGAAGAGCUGAGCCAGGCACGGAGGGUUCUCAACAAAAUGUAUCGAGAUGUUAUUACAAACAAAAUUCUCUUGUGUUUGAUUAUUAUCUUCGAGCUGGCCAUACUUGGAGGAUCUAUUUACCACAAAUUCCUGUCAUAA
This is a messenger RNA of Cloeon dipterum, 339 nucleotides long. RefSeq names its product Vesicle transport through interaction with t-SNAREs 1b (gene Vti1b). Gene Ontology annotation, cellular component: SNARE complex; late endosome membrane; Golgi apparatus. Lineage: Eukaryota; Metazoa; Arthropoda; Insecta; Ephemeroptera; Baetidae. The record is from RefSeq and is a predicted model, not a curated record. Gene Ontology annotation, biological process: regulation of protein localization to plasma membrane; retrograde transport, endosome to Golgi; vesicle fusion with Golgi apparatus. The transcript is spliced from 2 exons. Gene Ontology annotation, molecular function: SNAP receptor activity; SNARE binding. Bases 1 to 339 code for a protein of 112 amino acids.